Aegilops tauschii subsp. strangulata is the source of this 564-nucleotide messenger RNA. Lineage: Eukaryota; Viridiplantae; Streptophyta; Magnoliopsida; Poales; Poaceae. The record is from RefSeq and is a predicted model, not a curated record.
AUGCCCGUCGCCUCCUCGACCCUGACGCGCUACCUCGCCGCUAGCCGGACUGCCCCGCCGCCGCUCGGAACCCCCCUCGCCGGGCCGCCUCUCUGCCAAGUGCCUCCUCGUCCUCGACCUCCUCCCCAACGGCUCCCCGACGCCAACGCCGUUCGCCGUCGCCGCCACCUCGCCCCGUCGUCGUUCCGCCUCGCCGGACCUCCCCAGGCCUCGCCGCACCGUUCCCCGGCACCGGGGGUGAGCUCACACGCCCCGCUUCCCCCUAUACCCCCUCGUCCCAAAACGUCAUGGCUGUUGCCGCUCGCACCUCAUGCGCGUCACCGCGCCUACCUACGCCUGCGGUCGCUCACUCGCUGCACGCCGCCGCCAGCGCCCUCCUGCUGCCGACCACGCUCGACGCUGCUCCCCGACCCGAGCACUCCAGCGCGCCCGCCCACGCACCCCUCGGCCGCCGGAAUCGGCCGGCCGGCGAUCCCCGUCGUGGCCUUGUGCCCGGCGUGCGCCAUGGGGAUGGCCUCUGCUGGCCCUGUGCGCUGUCUAGGUGCCAGUUUAAUUAGUGUUUAG